Messenger RNA from Malus domestica (apple), 582 nucleotides. RefSeq lists its product as uncharacterized. The record is from RefSeq and is a predicted model, not a curated record. NCBI's taxonomy places the organism in Eukaryota, Viridiplantae, Streptophyta, Magnoliopsida, Rosales, Rosaceae.
AUGGCUAUUGCCGAUCAUACUCCGGCUAAACAGCAGAGGGAUGAAACCCUAACCCCCGUUGACGACAGUGUUCGUCAAGCUACGUCUAAACGCCAAAGGGACGAAACACUAACCCUAGAUGAGGAUUCCGUUGAUCUCAAGCGUCAGAAGCCCUACACCGACAUACUCUCUGUCCUCGACGAAGAAGAAGUUGAAACUUCGGAGGACUUGUCCUCUCUAAUCACAUCCCUGCAGCAAGAAAUCUCCUCUGAGCCUCUCAACACAUUCCACGGCUCCGAAACCCUAGCUGCUGAGUCGGCUCUCGAAGGCUAUGCCUCGUCCUCUGGCUCUUCCACUCCUACUUCUUCUAAUGCAUGCUUUUUGAAGGAGGAUGAGAGCGAGAGGGUUUUGCGACGUCUUUUAGAAGCUUCCGAUGACGAGCUCGGGAUUCCGCAGAGGGAGGCUGACGGGUUCGAUGACGAGGCGGGUAACGGGUUUAAAUUCAAUGGUCUGGAUGGGUUUACUUUUGGUGAUGGGUUGUGGGAGCUAGAGGACGAAGCUGCCAACUACUAUACCUUGAUGCAAUCUGAACUGUUCAUGUAG